UCGUCCCCCAGAGCUGCAAGCCUGACCUUACCUUGUGGGGGAUGGGGACUUCCAAAGAGCUUAAAGCACGGCUGUGACAUUGUCAGCUCUGAAUUUUACAUAGUUCCCCUGGCCUUUCUCAUAUGUCCCCUGGUUUCUACAUCUUGUGACUCCAAAGUUACAUGUGAUUAUUGUGGUGAACUCUAAAAACAGGAAAUAUUUGUGGGCUGACAUUUACACAUUCAUAGCUGGCCAGCUGUCCUGAGGGGGGCCGGUCUGCUGGUGACUGUUAUGGGUCCUUCUCUAUCGGGGUCCUUGCUCCUGCUUGGUCUUUUCACGGCAGGGACAGGGAUUUCCGGAGAGGAUCCAGGCCCUGUGAUGGUAACUGGGACCCUAGGGGGGUCUGUCACUCUGCCCCUGCAGCUCCAGCCUGCACAGCCAGUGGAGAGCAUCUCUUGGAUGUCCCGUUCCGUCUCCACAGCCAUAGCCACGGUCACCUUGGCAGAAGCGGGAGGACCGGAUACCUUGUACCAGGCAGAGACCCGGUACCGGGGUCGUGUGAGUGUGGUGGGCCCAGGCCGCUCCCUGCACAUCAGCAACCUGAGCUGGACCGACGCGGGGCCCUACCGAGCCCACGUCAACCUGCGGGGCUCCCGCCUCACCCGUACCCGGGAGUACCGACUGCAAGUCUACGAGCCGCUGGUCCAGCCACGUGUCACACUGAGCUCCAGGAUCGGGGAGAAUGGACACUGCGUCUUCAUCCUGACGUGUGUGGCCGAAAGCAGAGGGGGUUCUGUGACCUACAGCUGGCUGCCUCUGGGACCCCGGGCUAUCGUGUCCCAUGGAGGGUCUGUCCUCAGUGUCUCCUCGAGGCCUGGGGACAGGGCUCUGACCUUCACCUGCAUGAUCAAGAACCCAGUCAGCAGCAGCAGCUCCCUCCCUGUCUCAGUGCCGUCCUCGUGUCCAGAGAAGCUGCAGGAGCCCAACAUCACUGUCAGCUCCCAGAUCACGAAGGAUGGGGCCUGUCACAUCACCCUGAUCUGCUCCCUGCAACAGGCUGGAGAGGACGUUCAGUACGGAUGGGCACCCCUCGGCCAGGGGGCAGUUAUGUCCUGUGGGGGAACCACUCUUCAUGUCUCCUGGACACCCGGGGUCAGCGACAGCUAUCGCUGCACCAUUAGCAACCCAGUGAGCCAGAGCUCCAGCUCCGUCCCCGCCAGGCCCCUCUGCUCAGCUAGUUUGACUGCAUAAUGCGUGCCCUCUGUUCCUUUCAACUACGUCUAUAUGGAGGACACACCUGGAUCAAGGUACGUGGCCUAUCUCUUAAGGGCAAAACUAGAGGCCCAUCUCUGGGUGUCUCUGAUCCUACAGCUCAGUGAGUAAGGCAGCUAUUCUUGUAACUGGUUGAGUAAUUGUUUUGUAAGUUCAUCUUCCCUGAAUGGGCUUCAAGUUCUAGACUUGGGGGAAAAUAUUUCUCCUAUCUAUCUUCGCCAGAAAAAAUAAAGCUGAUAUUUUUAUCUUCCUUUUGAUUCUUGUGUGGAUUUCUCAAUUGGUUGGAACCUGUAGGGAAAGAGGUGUAAUUGAUGUUUAUACACAAUCAUCUUUCUAAAAUAGGUAUCACCUUUCUCCCCAUUACAGUUAUGGAAAUGAUGUUUCACAGAGCUUAAGUAACUUGGCUAAGGCCACUCAGUUAGUAGGUAGAGAAGCCAGCAUUUGACUUGUGUGAUCGUUGCUUCCCCUAUCACCCAUCCUCUACACUACACUGUCUCUUGCAGAAUCUCUGAGUAGGAAGGGGCCUUAGGGGUCAGCUACAUUUACUUCAUCCAUGCAGGAGUUCCCUCUUCCACAUUCUUGCCAAAUGUUUAUCCAACCUUUGCUUGGAUAUCUCCAAUAGCAGAGAGUUUACCACUUGAUGACAGCAGUCAUCCACCUUUGGAACUGAUUCUGCUCACCGUAGAC
This is a messenger RNA of Ailuropoda melanoleuca (giant panda), 1938 nucleotides long. Its product is annotated as SLAM family member 9-like. The coding region runs from base 271 to 1230 and encodes 319 amino acids. Gene Ontology annotation, biological process: T cell activation; plasmacytoid dendritic cell cytokine production. The transcript is spliced from 5 exons. The record is from RefSeq and is a predicted model, not a curated record. Lineage: Eukaryota; Metazoa; Chordata; Mammalia; Carnivora; Ursidae. Gene Ontology annotation, cellular component: external side of plasma membrane; membrane.